Molecule: messenger RNA, 1452 nt
Organism: Plasmodium fragile
Lineage: Eukaryota; Apicomplexa; Aconoidasida; Haemosporida; Plasmodiidae
Exons: 2
Coding region: 1-1452 (483 amino acids)
Source: RefSeq, a predicted model, not a curated record
AUGACGAGACAUAACAACCGCCUCGCCAAAUUGACCAACGCGAAUAAGACUGAACAUGUGAACCCCCUUGGGGAGAUAAAGGGGAAGAAAAAAGACCCCCUCGUGCCGUCGUCCUGUUCUGUUGGCCUUACUCCCUCAAACGAGUUGCAAAAAUGUACAGAGAAUAAGACCAAUAAAAAGAAAAAAAAAAACUCAAGUGAAAAGGGUCAAGAUGGAAACAAUCCCAAUGCAGAUAUGCUUGGGAGCCAUCCCAGUGAUAACAAUGAAGACGGAAGUGGUGAGGCAGCGGGUGAGGCAGAACAUGACGGCACUGGUGACGACCCUGUUGUGGGGUCUCAGAAGGGGGAAGAGACAGCUGAUCAAACCCUUUCGCCAAAUGACCUAGUGCCAAUAAUAUCGCUACACAAGGAAACCAUUUUAAAUUACAAGGAGAGGGAAGACGUUCCGCACAAGAAGGAGACCCUACUGCGAGGUAGCAACUGUGGAGGGAAACUGCGCGUGGUACAUGGACAGGGUAACCACGCGAGCAGGUCCCUUGACGGGAGAACUAGCCUACGCAGUAAGGCACGCACUAAGCCACGCAGUGAUAGAAGCCGACUAGGCAGCAUCGAAGGGGACGAGGUCGCCGUGCCGCACAGCGCCACAAAAAAGGUCCUAUUCGAGGGAGGCGUCAAAAUAGUGAAAAGUGAGCUGCGUGAAGUUGGCGCAGGAAAUGAGUCAGAUGCUGCACCAGAAGGGGGCGAAUUAAAUGAAGCCAAACCGUGCGAAUCGGACUCGCCAGACGAACCCUCCGCGCGCUCAAGUGACAAAUUGGACAAAGCUGAAUUGAUCAAGGGAGAACCCCCUCCACCACAAUAUGAAAAGUACAAACGGAAAAAGAAAAAAAAAAAAAAAAAAAUAAUAAAGUUCGAAUUAUUUAAAAAAAGUGUCCUCUACUCCAAUUACACUGGCCCAGAUAUUCUCAACGCUCUGAACCAGACCAAAUUGAAUUUGAGUUUUUACCAGCGGGAGGUUGACGAUUUUUUGAGUGUCAUUAGGAAUCUGCAAAAUAUCGUCAUGAUCGAGCGAGAAAAGUACAUGGAGUUGAAGGAAAUGCUCAAGUACACUACGGAGGAAAUAGAAAAGGAAAAUGCAAGGCUCUAUGAAGAAAUUCAUUCAUAUAAAAAAAAAUAUAACCAGCUUAGGACGGUCAUAUCAAAUAUCGGUUAUGGUAUUUUCUUUAAUCUACACAAGAGGGAAGUGCCUACAUGUACCAACAACGAUAAUAUAAAUUUGGAGGGGGGUUAUGGGGAGGAAGGACGUGAAGAAUAUACUGCCGAGGUGAACGAGUACGAUUAUGUCAUGGUGAAUGAGACUGUGUGUUCGGGUAACGGUGGGAACGCUAAGGGUAAACACACCAGGAGGGGAAAGAGCGGCAACACAUCUUCGCUGUUGAAAUACCUCGAUUUUUGA